This is a messenger RNA of Ilex paraguariensis (yerba mate), 3306 nucleotides long. Lineage: Eukaryota; Viridiplantae; Streptophyta; Magnoliopsida; Aquifoliales; Aquifoliaceae. The record is from the annotation of a GenBank genome assembly.
AUGUUUCUGGGACCAAGGAAACAAAAAAGGAAAAGCCCCUCAGUUCAAGUUCAAGUUGAUUAUCUGAUACAUAUUCAGGAGAUUAAGCCUUGGCCCCCAUCUCAAUCAUUAAGAUCGGUUCGUUCCGUUCUAAUUCAAUGGGAACAUGGUGAAAAGAACUCAGGGUCUACUAAUCAAGUUGUCCCUUUACUUGGUAAUGAGUCUGGUGUUGGGGAUGGGAGGAUUGAAUUCAAUGAGAUUUUUAGGCUUCCUGUGACUCUGUUGAAGGAAAUGUCCAUUAAAGGUGGCGAUAGGGAGACGUUCCAGAAGAAUUACAUUGAGUUUAAUUUGUAUGAACCUCGUAGGGAUAAGACGCUGAAAGGUCAGUUAUUGGGAAUAGCCAUCGUAGACAUGGCAGAUUAUGGUGUUGUUAAAGAGAGUGUAAGCAUAAGUGCCCCCAUUAACUGCAAGCGGAGUUAUGGGAACACAGCACAGCCACUUCUCUUCCUCAAAAUCCAGCCAGUUGACAAGAGUCACGUCAGCUCAUCUUCGAAUAGUCUGAUAAGAGAAGCUAAGUUGGACAGGAAUGGUGGUGAAUACGGUUCUGCGUUGACAAAUGAAGAAUAUACUAGAGAAGCUGAGAUUGCCUCUUUUACUGACGAUGAUGCUUCCUCGCACUCUUCACUGGCUGUUUCUUCUUCGGCUAUCGAGUGGAAUGGGAGUUCACGUCCUCAACAACCAGAGAAUGGAAAAGAGGUAACGAAGGAUGGCCCAGGAGAGGCUAUUGACAAACAUGUCUUGGAUUCUGAGCAAGGGCUAGCAAUAUCAGAUGAGAAGCCAAUGACCGAAUCACUUGGAAGUCCAAAAGAUAGUUCCUCUUGCUCAUCAUCAACAGAUUUGUCUUCUGAUCCAGUAUUUAUCUCUGACAAAACUAGUGCAUGCAGUGUUCAAUCCUCUUCCUUGUCCAUAGCUUAUGGAGGAACAGAUAAAGAGUUGAACACCAAGACAAGAAGCAAUUUCCAGGAUGAUCUAGCAGAGGAUAUUCAGGUAAAUGGUUCUGUUGUUAGAAAUGGAACUAAAGGCGCUGCUCAACUGAACACUAGGGAAAGUACAUCCAAUGGUUUUUCAGCCAAAGUAGCCUCCCCAGAUGUAGAUGUCGGGGUGGAUGAACAAUUGCGCUUUGGAAACUAUGUUGGAUCUCAAUUGAAUGGGGAUGAUGAUGAGAAAGCUUCGAAUGCUAGUAUUCAAGGCUUCCAUAAGUCUGAAAGUGCUGAUAUUAUUGAAAAGGGUUCUACAGAGGAUAAGAACAGGCAGAGACAUCAAAAAAAUGGACACGAAAGUAAAGGCUUGGAAGAAGAAAUGCUUUAUAUAGAGGAUAAACCAUUGAACACAUUUUCACUAGAUAAUUCCAGAAGUCUAUUCUCAUUAGGAAGUGACACACUUUCUGUCAGUAGGGAAAAUCUCCUAACAAAGGGUGAUAUCCCAAAUGGUGACAGAUUGAAGAAUGUAAAAUCUGUUCGCUCGCCAAUGGACGCAACUAGGAGCAAUGGAUCAGUCAGUACUGAUCAGUUUGUGGAAAAAGUGAAGGAUGUUAUUGUUCAAGUUGAAACUCAAAAUGGUGCUCGAAGCACUAUGAGCAAUGGAAAAAAAGAUGCUAAUUUUUGUGCACAGGAUACAAGAAACAUAAUUUCUGACAGCAAAAUCCAGAAAUUAGAACACAGAAUAAAGGUGCUUGAAGGAGAGUUGAGAGAAGUUGCUGCCAUUGAGGUUGGACUUUACUCUAUAGUUGCAGAGCAUGGCAGUUCCACAAAUAAGGUACAUGCUCCAGCUCGACGUCUCUCUAGGCUGUAUCUUCAUGCAUGCAAAGGAGAUUCCCCAUCAAGGCGGGCAAGUGCGGCUAGAAGUGCAGUUUCAGGAUUAGUUUUGGUUUCAAAAGCAUGUGGAAAUGAUGUUCCCAGAUUGACGUUCUGGUUGUCAAACUCUGUUGUAUUGAGAGGAAUUAUGAAACAAGCCUUCAGAGAACGAAAUUUACAACUUUCUGCUGGACCUUUUGUCAAGAGCACUGGUGACGGGAAGGGAAACAACAAGGAAUUAUCUCAACUUAAAUGGGAGUCAUUUGACUCAUUUCCCAGCAAGGAUACUGGAGGUGCUCUAUGUGAAAGUUUUGAUGACUGGGAGGAUGUUGAUACUUUCACUACUGCAUUGGAAAAAAUUGAAGCUUGGAUCUUCUCUCGAAUCAUUGAAUCCAUAUGGUGGCAGACUCUCACCCCGCAUAUGCAGUCUGCUGCUGCAAAUGCAAUCAAUAGAAGUACAAGUUCUGAUUUGAGAAAAAUCUAUCAAAAAACAUCUAGUUCAAGUGAUCAAGAACAGGGUAACUGCUCUAUAGACCUGUGGAAGAAGGCUUACAGGGAUGCCUGUGAAAGGAUUUGUCCUGUUCGAGCUGGAGGACACGAGUGUGGUUGCUUGCCUGUGCUUUCUAGACUGAUAAUGGAGCAAUGUGUGGCCAGAUUGGAUGUGGCUAUGUUCAAUGCCAUCCUUCGUGAGUGUGCUGAUGAUCUUCCUACAGAUCCAGUAUCUGACCCCAUCAGUGAUGCCAAGGUUCUUCCCAUUCCGGGAGGGAAAGCAAGCUUUGGGGCUGGUGCACAGCUGAAAAAUGCGAUUGGGAAUUGGUCGAGAUGGCUUAGUGAUGUAUUUGGUAUUGAAGAGGAUGACUCUCUUGAAGAUGAGAAUGGCCCUGAUAAUAGUGAUGGUGAAGAGACAAAAGAAUGUGUUAAUAGAUCCUUCAAGUCUUUUCAUCUUCUCAAUGCUUUGAGUGAUCUCAUGAUGCUUCCAAAGGAUAUGCUUUUAAGUAGGUCAAUCAGAAAAGAGGUAUGUCCUAUGUUUGGUGCACCACUGAUAAGGAGGGUUCUUAACACUUUUGUCCCAGACGAGUUUUGUCCAGACCUAAUUCCUGAAGUUUUGCUUGAAGCCUUGAAUUCAGAGGAUCCUUUUGAGACUCGGGAAAAUUUGAUUAUAAACGUCCCAUGUGCUGCAGCUCCUAUAGCUUACCUUCCACCUUCAGCAGAUUCAUUCACAGGUAUCUUGGGAAACAUUGGAAGCCAGGCUCAGCUGACUAGAAGUGGGUCUUCAAUUCUCAAGAAAUCUCACACUAGUGAUGAUGAGCUUGAAGAGUUGGAUUCACCGUUGAUUUCUAUCAUUGACAACUUCAAGGUAUCACCUACUUCGACUAAACCCAGCUGGAUGUCAAAGGAAAAUGGUAGUAAUAAUGCUGUCAGGUAUCAACUUCUUCGGAAGAAGGCAUGUAGUGGAAGGGGUGGGCCGUAUUGA